This is a messenger RNA of Telopea speciosissima, 1579 nucleotides long. RefSeq names its product protein LAZ1 homolog 2. The record is from RefSeq and is a predicted model, not a curated record. The transcript has 10 exons. Gene Ontology annotation, biological process: transport. Gene Ontology annotation, molecular function: transporter activity. Bases 187 to 1521 code for a protein of 444 amino acids. NCBI's taxonomy places the organism in Eukaryota, Viridiplantae, Streptophyta, Magnoliopsida, Proteales, Proteaceae.
UGGGUACUCUCUGCAACUCGAUCUGUUACAUACUCCUAGAGAACUGCCAUUAGCUUCUCAAUUUCCUAAGAAUUUCAAGUUAGGGUUCUUGGAGUUCGUAGCAUUAACGUAGAGCUGUAGAUGGUGUUGCAGUUGCUGUAACGGCGGACUCCUCUUGCAGGUUACUUGGUAGAAGAUGUUAAUGGAAUGGCAUCCAUUAACAUGUUAGAGUAUGGAGAAGCAUAUACAACUCUUCACCAACCAGCUGUUAUCAUAGGAGGAUGCCUCGUUCUGGUUGCAUUGAUACUCUCCAUCCAUCUGAUUUUUCAGCAUCUUCGAUCCUACACAAACCCAGAGGAACAGAAAUGGAUUGUUGCGGUUAUUUUCAUGGUUCCUGUCUAUGCUUGUGAGUCUAUUAUAUCCUUGUGGAACUACAGAUUUUCCAUUGCAUGUGAUAUCCUGAGGAACUGCUAUGAAGCAUUUGCUUUGUAUGCUUUUGGAAGAUAUUUGGUUGCCUGCCUUGGUGGUGAAGAAAGAGUCAUGGAAGUCCUAGAAGGUGAAUCAAGAAAACAACUCUCCAAACCAUUGGUAGAAGAAGAAGACAAGCCAUUGCUAGAACAAACAGCACAUAAGAGAUCAUUUAUCAGUUUUUUCCUCCAGCCAAGUGCGCUUGGAAAAGACUUGUACAAAACAGUGAAAUUUGGUCUUGUACAAUAUAUGAUUCUGAAGACUGCUUGUGCCUUCCUGGCCUUAUUGUUGGAACUCUUUGGUGUUUAUGGUGAUGGAGAAUUCAAGUGGUACUAUGGGUACCCAUAUAUAGCAGCAGUGCUGAACUUCAGUCAGAUGUGGGCUUUGUAUUGUCUUGUGCAGUUCUACAAUGUUACUCAUCAGAGACUCCAACCAAUAAAACCACUUGCAAAGUUCAUCAGCUUCAAGGCCAUUGUAUUUGCAACUUGGUGGCAAGGUGUUGGUAUCGCAAUAUUAUGCGCACUUGGUGUUUUACCCAAGGACAAGAAAUUUCGAAAUGGAUUACAGGAUUUCCUCAUCUGCAUAGAAAUGGCUAUUGCAGCUGUUGCCCAUGUUUUUGUCUUCUCAGCAGAACCUUACCGCUUGCUGCCUGUUUCUGAGCACGGGAAGGUCUCCAGAAAAGAAACCAGAGCCAUAUUGAAGCUGGAGGAGGGUGGUAAGGAGAAACCAGCUUUCAUUGAAAAAACUGAUACUCAUGUUGAGUCUCCUGGGACAAGUGUCAGUGAGAGUGUUCAAGACAUUGUUAUUGGAGGCGGCGAACAUGUUAUCAAGGACGUUGUACUGACCAUAAAUCAAGCAAUAGAGCCCAUGGAGAAAGGUGUGACAAAGAUACAGGAUAAGUUACAUCUUAGCUCGACAGGCUCCGAUAGCAAGGAGAAAGAUUCAAAGGCAGAAGUUGAACAUGUCCAGGAAAACAUCACCGAAAGUGAGUCUCAUAUGGUAAGUUCUAAGGAGGAGGUGAUCUCUGAAACCGUUAGUGGAACUGAUGAACAAAAGGACACCAGACCAAAUUGAAUACAAUGUGAAUCCCACCCGAGGGGCUCUUGUAGUUGUAGAGCAUCUCUUCUAAGUC